GCUGUUGCGCAUUCUUCACUGCAGAUCACCGCUGGUGCUGGGACAGGGCAGCGCCUCUGGUCCUCAAGAGGUGGGAAGAGUUGAUGAAUCUGUGCAGUAAUUUGCAUUUUUACUGGGAUUGAGAUAAAUUCAUAAUAACAAGUACGAUAGGACGUAUCAACGUUGGGAUAUUUCAAGAGUUUCAAGACUGAAGUUCGGUAACUACACUGAAUACCUUGGAAAGUGGUUCUGACGUUGUAUGUGAACAUGACAGACUUCUUAUCAGUAAUGGAUAUAGAGGCAGAUCCAGAGGACAGACUCCAGCUGGACCCCUCCAGUCCACAGAGUCCUCCGCUGGAUUGGAUUGACACGGGGAAGAGCCUGAAGGUGCAGACGGCCAGCCCCCACCUGGUCAGCCUGGGCAGUGGCCGUCUCAGCGUGGCCAUCACACUGCUGCCACUGAGAGAGGGUGUGACUCGUAUCGGGCGUGACGACGCCCCUAUAUCUCAGGACAUCACCAUCGAAGGCCCCGGCAUCGAAGCGGAGCACUGUCUGAUCGAGAACCGGGGAGGAGUCGUGACCCUUGACCCCUGUGGUCACUUGUGUUCCCUUGAUGGCGUUCCGGUGAUCAAACCCACACCUCUCACACAAGCCAUGGACGUGGUGUGUGAGAUGUGUUCCGUAACAGCCAUGGACGUGUGUGAACACUCGUGUGCAGAAUCAGUGGGACACAGUGGUGCACUCUGCAUUUCAGAGAUUGCCCUACAGGAGCGCCAGCGCCUGGAGACUAUCCUGAGCCUGUGUUCGGACAUGGGUCGCCAGGAGAAGGACCACUCCGCCGUGUCCGACCUGCAGAAGAUCAACAGGGAGCUGGAGAAGCUCCAGGUCUCCGACGACGAGUCCGUGUUCUCCGAGUCCAGUGGAAUGUCGCCUGAGAACGGCUACGCGCUCAGCUCCCCGGAAUUCCACCACCAGCUUGGCGAGGAGCGGCAGAUCCGCCAUCGACGAAGCAGCGGCCAGAGGGACGUCAGGGCGGAGUCGCCAGCUGUCAGCCUACGAAGCUCCGCUCCUUCUCCUUCACCACGUAUGGCCUGGACGAACAAGGCUCCAGAGCUGGUGGAGGACCUGCACCUGAAGCAGGAGAUGACUCGCAUCGAGGAGGAGAGGAUCCAGGUGCUCAACAACAUGGAGGAGCUGGAGCAGAAGAUCAAAGACCUGGACAACCAGAUGGAGGAGUCAGUCAGAGAGAUGGAGGUGGAGCGAGCUCUGCUGGAAGGGGAGCAUGAGUCGGAGGCGUCCCAGCUGCAGCAGGACAGAGAAGCCUUGGAGCAGCUCAACUACAAGAUGGCCGACCUGGAGAAGAAGCUCCAGACGGAGAAGUCUCAGGAUCUGGCCCUGCUCUCUGAAGAGAGGUCAAAGGUCGAGAAGCUGGCCGAGCUAGUGUCCGAGCAGAGGAGCCAGCUGGACACCUGUCCCGAGGCCAUGAAGGAGCAGCUCCAGCAGCAGCUCUCCAGGGACUCUGAGGUGCUGGAGGUGGAGACCAAGCGUUUCGAGGACCUGGAGUUUCAGCAGCUGGAGAGGGAGAGUCGCCAGGAUGAGGAGAAGGAGACGCAGAUCCAACAAAUCCUACGAGACAUCAGCGACUACCAGCGCAGCACCGUCACACGCAAGGAGAGACUGCUGACCCUAAAGAAACAGACCUCCCAGAUCUCCCAACAGGCCCAGAAGGAGAAGGAGAGCUUCCUCAACGAGAAGAGCAACCUGCAGCUCAUGCUUCAGAGGGAGAAAGAGAACUUUGCCAGCCUGGAGAGGAAGUAUGCUGACCUCACGGGUGGGCGCAGCUUUCCAGUCAAUCCCAACAGCAUGAAGGAGGACCCGUCUUUGCUGGCUGACGUGUGUCGGUCCAGCUGUGACCCCCCCCUCUCUGGCCACGCCCUCCCCUCCCUCCCUGCCGACCUCUUGGUCAACUCCUCUCUCCUUUCCUCUCUGGCCGCCAAGAGUGCAGAGGGCUAUGUCACGGUCACUGAGCUCAAUGAGCUGUACUCUCAGCUAGGGGAGAACCCUCUCAUGACCUCCGACCCCCCUGUCCCUGCCCCUGCCCUGGCCAUAGCCCCCGCCCGUGCCUCGCCUCCCCCAGAGACCCCCUCCUUCCCUGGGACUGACCCCGAGCUCAGCCCUGGCCUGGGUCCGAGUCCCGACGACCAAACGUGCAACGGAGAGGAAGAGGUGUGUGACCACGGACAAUGGCCGCUAUGUUAUGGCUGUGUGUUGGUUAUAAAGAUGGCCGCUAUGUUAUGGCUGUGUGUUGGUUCCAAUGGGAAAUCUCCAGGAGGAUUUGUGUUCUUCAUUUUCCCAUCUCACGUCCUCUCUUCCUCUGCUUCCCUCCUGAAGCUCUACAUGUCUCCCUGUCCUUUACCUCUGGCCUGCCCUUCCUCCUCAUCCUCCUCCUCUUCCUCUUCCUCGCGCCCUGUCCCCAUGCCUGUCCCCAAACCGGCCUCGGUGCACUGGCCCGAGGACAUGGUGACCUACGUCAGCCCCUCUCCUCCUCCCGACUCCCCUCCUCCGCUACCUGCCAAAAAACGCAGCAGUCGCCACAGGCAGCACUUCCGCACCCUAGAGGAGAGGAAGAGGAACGGUAAAGACGGUGGCUCCCACCUGAGCGACACACUGCCCCGCAAGAAGAGCCAGUCCAGCAUGAGCCCUCCGUUCAGCUGCUCCACACUGGGCCGCAACGUCUCCAAGUCUCACAUGCCCCUGGUACAGAGCUCAAGCUGUGGCAGCAUGUUGCCCCGCGGGCUCACCGUCUCGUCCAAGGACCUGCAGCCACGCCGUCUCCACAAGGGUCACAGUCAGCAGCAGGUCGGGGAGGACCCGCGUCAGAGGCUGACUGACCUGUCGGGGCGCUCCACGUCCCAGACCAACGUCUACCUGGACUCCUUCAGCUACCACGAGGGCAGUAGCCGUGCCUACGACACCCUGAGCGUGGACAGUUCCGAUAGCAUGGAGACCAGCAUCUCCGCCUGUUCCCCCGACAAUGCCCUCAGUGCCAGCACGGCCAACAUGAUGAAGAUCGAGGAGAUGGAGAGGCUGCUGAGAGAGGCCCAGGCCGAGAAACACCGCCUACUAGAGCACAGGGAGCGAGAGAUUGAGGUGCGCAGGCAGGCCCUGGACGAGGAGAGGAGGCGUAGGGAGGAUCUGGAGAAGCGACUGCAGGAGGAGACCAGCAGACGACAGAAACUCAUCGAGAGGGAGGUCAAGAUGCGCGAGAAACAGAGGACCCAGGCUCGUCCCCUGACUCGGUACCUGCCCGUCAGGAAGGAUGACUUUGACCUGCGAGGUCACAUCGAGUCGGCUGGACACAACAUCGAGAUCUGCUACCACAUCUCCAUCACCGAGAAGACCUGCCGAGGGUUCCUGGUCAAGAUGGGGGGCAAGAUCAAAACGUGGAAGAAGCGGUGGUUCGUCUUCGACCGCAACCGCAGGACACUGUCCUACUACGCUGAUAAACAUGAGGCCAAGCUUAAGGGAGUGAUCUACUUCCAGGCCAUUGAGGAGGUGUACUAUGACCACCUAAAGAACGCACACAAGAGCCCCAACCCCUCUCUGACGUUCAGUGUGAAGACUCAUGACCGGGUCUACUACAUGGUGGCCCCAUCCCCUGAGGCCAUGCGGAUCUGGAUGGACGUCAUCGUCACCGGAGCGGAGGGAUACACGCAGUUCAUGGUUUAGGGGGGUGUGAGCUGGCCCAGGUGGAGGGAUAUUUCAGAGAACCUGACAUGAUGUCACGGGGCAUUCUCUACCCCUCCCCUGUGAACUUAGAGUUGACUGCAGUCUAGUUAUUUCAGUAUAUGUGUUUAUAUAUUUUAGUAUAUGUGUAUAUAUAUUUUUUAUAUUUUCACGAGGGCUUCAUGCUGUGCCUUAUCACUUCAUACACGUGUCUUAUUCUACAGGUCUAUUUCUUCUGUUCUAAAACCAAAGUGGGUUUUGCAAUCAGAAUAGCUCUGCAAACUUUAAUAAGGUGUUUGCAGAGCUUGCUCUUGCUCUUUCAGUGUGUGUGCGUGCGCGUGAUUUAGUGCACAAGCACACACGCAUAUUGAGCUAAACCGGCGUUCCUACGUGCCUUAAUGAGUGAGUGCCUCCACUACACCAUGAUGUUGAUGGAGAGAUAAGAGUGAGUGUGUGUGUGUGUGUGUGUGUGUGUGUGUGUGUGUGUGUGUGUGUUUUCCUGAGGUCAUUUCAGUGUUGUCGUGGUGUUUGGGACAGUGGUCUUUCUCAGGGACAGGACACUCUAACACUAUUUAGCUGGUACUGGUUACAAUUGGAAGUGGGUCACACAUAAAGCUGAAAUCCUCAGAGAAAUGUGUGUGUGUGUGUGUGUGUUGAUGUUUGUGUUUGUGUGUGUGUGUGUUGAUGUUUGUGUUUGUGUGUGUGUGUGUGUAUUGGUUUGUGUGUACCUUAGUGUGAUGAGUCUGGUUCAUGAUUUGAAACCCCUUCUAGAGGGACUUCACUGAAACCUGUGGUGCUAAGACAAAUGUAAAUAUCUCAUAUCAAAAUUCAGUGCCUAGGUUACUCAGCUUUAGUCUAGAUAAUGUUGAUAUAUAUUUUAAAUAGCACUCCUUAAUACAUCAAAAUAUGUACAUCAGAAUUUAUUGUAUUGUAGUUUUUAUUCAGAACUGAUCAAAAUUGUCAUAAUUUUUAAAGCCUUUUUGUAAGUACCAUGUUAGAUUUGAUACGCUUUUUUUUUAUUUGCUUUACCCCUGAAGUGUCCGUGUAGUUUUACUUGCUGGAUAUUUUUAUGUGUAAAAGGCAACAAGAAAAAUAGAAUUACUUUUGUAUGAACUUCCCACUGGGGUGCCAAUUAGAGGUUUCUGUUAGUUUUGUGUAUAAAAACGGAUCUGUUUGUAAGAGCAGAUUUUAAAUAUACUCUGCUGGUUUGUAUUCUUAUCUGUGAGGGGUGCCAUGUACUUCACUUUUACUUCUGCUACUCUGUGUAAACGUCAAAUUGCAAAGAGAACAUUUUCAUUCUGGUUUGCCAGAAAUAUUUAGAUAUAUUUAAGUGCUAAGAGCUUUAAGUGAUUUUAUAUAUAUUUUUUUUUUUGCACAAAUGUAUUUUCAUGUACAAUUGUUCAAUCAUGUCGUCCACUGAUUUGUCAGUGUAUAAGCUUCAAUUAUGCAACUUUCAACCUGUAGGGGGCAGCAACUACCUUCCAGACCCUCAUAGCCAAGGGCAGCCUUUGUUCAGCUGAUCCAGUUUUUACAUCAGUAGAAUUUGCUCAGUUUUUUAUAGAAAUAUUUAUAUUGUUAAUCAUGCAUGCAUCUUUAUUUUCAAUCAAGAAAUAAAGUGAGAGCAUAACAUGCA
Molecule: messenger RNA, 5338 nt
Organism: Alosa sapidissima (American shad)
Lineage: Eukaryota; Metazoa; Chordata; Actinopteri; Clupeiformes; Clupeidae
Gene: phldb2b
Product: pleckstrin homology-like domain, family B, member 2b
Biological process (GO): regulation of microtubule cytoskeleton organization
Cellular component (GO): basal cortex
Molecular function (GO): protein binding
Source: RefSeq, a predicted model, not a curated record